Molecule: messenger RNA, 8644 nt
Organism: Poecilia reticulata (guppy)
Lineage: Eukaryota; Metazoa; Chordata; Actinopteri; Cyprinodontiformes; Poeciliidae
Gene: plag1
Product: pleiomorphic adenoma gene 1
Biological process (GO): regulation of cytokine production; regulation of immune system process; negative regulation of transcription by RNA polymerase II
Cellular component (GO): nucleoplasm
Molecular function (GO): DNA-binding transcription repressor activity, RNA polymerase II-specific; DNA-binding transcription activator activity, RNA polymerase II-specific; RNA polymerase II cis-regulatory region sequence-specific DNA binding
Source: RefSeq, a predicted model, not a curated record
CGUUGGGAAACAGAGCAAAGCACUAAUAACGAUUGACAGGAUAACUAGCAAGUCCAAAAAAAAGCCGUUUAUUGAAAGGCCUGUACAAGAGAUGGACGUGAAAAUGGCAGCGCCGUCAGCAAAUCACAUGAAGCAGGACACCGGGGUGGGCGUGGCCACUGCAUAGUGCGGUUGCAUCGCAGCGCAUACACAAUGGCUGCCCGAAAGAGGAGAGAGCAAACAAUUUUCAGGCCCGCCGCGUCUGGCAAAAAAUAUGAGAAAAAAAUUACAAAAAAUUCGGAAAAUAGUUGAAAGUCAAGAAAAAGUCCACAGAAAGGAUGUGGAAGCUCCCAGGGCGCCUUAGUCCACGCUGGGAUGACAACCUAAAGCUGGACAUCGGAGUUACAUCAGCAUUUUUCGGGCACCCUGCUCUUCAUGUAGCUGGUCUGCUUUAGGGUGCCAUGGCCACUGGAACAGAGAACCGCCAUGACCGUGUUCUGGAGAAAGCCAAGCUUUCACCAACAUCAGGGAAACGCAGGAGAGCAGAAGGGAAACCCAAGAAGAAUUUUCCUUGUCAGGAGUGUCAGAAGGCAUUCAACAGCCUGGAGAAGUUGAGGGUGCACUCAUACUCUCACACAGGGGAAAGGCCGUAUCGCUGCUCUCAUCCGGACUGCACCAAGGCUUUCGUCUCCAAAUACAAGCUGCUACGGCAUAUGGCAACUCACUCACCAGAAAAAAGCCACAAGUGUUCAUACUGUGAAAAAAUGUUUCACCGCAAGGAUCACUUAAAAAAUCACCUGCACACUCAUGAUCCACACAAGGAGGCCUUCACCUGUCAGGAGUGCGGGAAGAGCUACAACACCAAGCUGGGCUUUAAGCGCCACCUGGCCCUCCAUGCUGCAAACAGCGGAGACCUGACCUGCCAAGUGUGCCUGCAGCUGUUCCCCAGCACUGUGGUUCUCCUGGAACACCUCAAAACACACGCAGGCAAGCCAUCUGGAGGAACCAAAGAGAAGAAGCAUUGUUGUGAACAUUGUGAGCGUCAGUUUUACACCCGCAAAGAUGUGCGACGCCACAUGGUGGUGCACACUGGACGCAAGGAUUUCCUCUGUCAGUUCUGUGCUCAGCGCUUUGGUAGGAAGGAUCAUCUGACACGCCACAUGAAGAAGAGCCACACCAGGGAGCUGCUGAGGGUAAAAACUGAACCAGCUGAUUCGCUGGAGACAGAUGUUUAUGAUUUGGCUACUGGAAGCAUCAAGGACGAGCUUCCAGCAACACUGACAACAAAAUCACACCAGGUUAACAUGUUCACAAGCUCCGACCUGGACACACAGCCCUUUUCUUCCCCUAGUAAUCCCUUUUCUUUAAAGUACCCACUGAGCUCCAACUUUACCUCAUACACCAUCACCUCACAUGAGAGGGAGCAGAAUCUAAAGGGAGAACUGGAGACCUAUCUAAUGGAGCUGCAGAACACCAUGCCAUCCUCAUCCUCUGCAUCUGUAGAGCCUCAAAUCCCGUCCUCCAAACUCGAGUUGUUACCUCAUGUAGGUAUGCUGGAGGAAGCAAGCGAGGAGGCAUCCCUUUCCAAAAUGUCCACGCCAGCAGCAGGUCCUGCAGCAGACUCUAUGGCCUCAUCUUCUUCACUUAUGGAUUUCUCCCAACUGUUCAACUUCUUGCCACACAAUGGGCCUCCAUACAAUCACGUAGGAAGUGGAGGGGGCAGCAUAGAACCAGCCAUCACUUUUCCUUCCUCUGAAGAAUCUGUUCCUCUACCCCAGCUGCCCCCCCAGAUGCCUGUGGGUGAAGAACCUGCAGAGAGCCCUCUCCAAGGACUCCCCUCCUCCUUCAUAUGUAGCCUGAGCACACCCACAACACUACCCCGGUUUCACCAAGCAUUUCAGUGAUGGAGUCUGUCCUGCCUAAUGCAGCUGAAACAGCCAGACAGGAUUCCAGUCAUUCUAGAUGGUCAGGUCAUUUGUUAAAAAGUGAAGAGACAAUUACAAAGCAGUAGGUGCAUGAUGACCAGGGCCAGCAGUUACAAACAUACACAGCUUUAUAUAUAUCUGGCUUAUUCAACCUUUAUUCCAGAUGAAUUACCCUGUUCUUUAUUUCUGGACAUAUUCUCCUAAAGUCUUUUUCUUUCAUAUUUUCUAAGCUGCUCCAAAGACAGAAAUUACUUAAAUAUCUAUCAGCUUCAAUGUUCCUCUUUAAUAACAUGAUAGAAAGUGUCCCUCAGCUUCAUGCUGAUUUAAUGCUUGUUGCAAUAAAUCAGUAAUAAGCAACUUAUUGUGAUAUGGAUAUAGUGAUAUAGAUAGCUCAUCUUUAACCUACACUGCCACAUUGUUGAAGAGUUUUUAUCUGGGACAUUUUCUCUAACUGCAGUAGUUCAGUUGAAUAACCCACAGUUUACUUAGAACUUAAUAAUCAUUCCUAACUCUUUAUGGAAACGUAUACCCCUGCUUUAGCUUUAUACGUUGCCGUAAAGUAGAGUGCUACUUUAGAUUUUAGUGUUGCCAUAUUUUUAAAGCACACCUCUGUAGUUUUGCGAUAAUUCAAACUCUAAUCAUUUUAACUGGGAAAACAUCUCCUAAUAUGUAAACUGUUUUGUUCAUGAAAUAGGUUGUAGACAUGACACAAUGCAAUAAAAGGACACACUUUACUCAAUCUGAAUCACUGAAAGCAAAUGACCAAGCUAGAACUACUGAGUAUCUACUUAACUUCCCAACAAUAAGCAAAGUCCACAAAACAAUAUAAUUGAAACUCCCAAAAUAUUGAGCUAAAAGUGAUCCAGCACUCAGUGAUUAGCAGUGAUAGGAUCUUUCUUCAACCCCAGUUAAUCACCCAACAAGAGGACCAAACUAUCUGUGGACAAGGUUCUGCUUCCCUCAUAUGCCUACGGAUAUGUAAAUGGAAACUGACUUACUUAAAAUGAUUUUUUGACCAAAUACCCAAACUAACAGCUGUUUCUCAUAAAACUAAUUGAAACAAUUUAAAUAACUCAACAAAACGAAUGGUUUCUCCACACAAAAUGCCCCUUUUGAUGUAAAUGACCCUUUAGGGACCAAAACCCCCAGGAAGUGGCUAAAAUCUGCAAAUACUUGAGACCCUCUCUAAAAAUGCUUAUAACUGACUUACAACUUUUAAAAAUAACUUUUAAAUACCGGAUAUACCUUAAUAUACAGUAAUAAACACAGUGGAAACUGUCUCGUCACUACAGUAGAACUAACGUCCUCCGUCUUCCUUGUUUCUGCUCUUUGGCAUCUGUCAUCAUCGAGGAAAAUGAAUGGUGCCCCUUGAUUGGCUCCUUUACAAAUGCCAGUAUGUCUUGUUGUAUUGCACAUUUCAGAUUCACAAGCUAUAUUUUCUUUAGAAUCUUUUUUUAAAUAUGCUCUAUGAAAAGAUUUGCAAAUAAGCAAAUUUUUCAAACUGUAUUUGGAGUAACGUAACAGAAAAAUACAUGAAUAGGUGAAUCCUGCAACUAGGCAGGGAGGGGCGUACUGUAUUAUUUACUGUAGCAUAUUAGCAAAGAGAAUUUUCAAUCUGAAGCCCGUAUACUUGAUUGCAUUGCUAAAAUCUGUGAUAAUGACAUUGAUUAUGACUAAGUCCAAAUUUUCUGGCUUUUGUUUGUUUGUUUCUUUCUUUGCCAUUUUAUAUUCCCAACAGUUCUCAGUGAGCUUUGCAUCAGCUACUAAAAAUCUAGAACCUCCAUGGACUUUAAGGACAGAGUCUAUCCUUCAGGUCAAAUAUGAUAUCUACAUGCAAAGAGUGAGUAUAUGAUACUUGAUAUAAGCAGUCUUUUGCAGUAUUGCUCACGGAGGACCCCUGUUGAUUCAACGUUCAGUUUAUGGAGACAGAUUUGUCUGUAAACCAUGUAACUCUAAAUGAUUUGCAAAUAUUUUGGACAGUAUAUCAACAUUUCUAAAGAAAAUAUACAAGCAAAAAUUUGUAAGUACAGCUCUCCUUCACAUCACAUGCUGUGGGCUGGUGGUUGCAAAACAGCCAAUCCAGGAGCUUCAUCAAUUUUCCUCGGCAAUGAUUGGCUGUAACCCCAAGAGUAGAGGUAGGGAAGACUGCGGACAGCAGCUGCUGCUAAGACAGUUUCCACUGUGUGUAUUAAUGUAUAUUAAGGUAUAAUUAUUGUCUCAAUGAUUAAAAUAGGCAGAUAUGGGGGUUUUAGGAGGGUUCUUAAUUAUUUGUGGAUUUUAGCCAUUCACAGUUGAUUACAAUCCCUAACUGUGGUGUAUGCUGGGGGUCCACUGCAACAUCAGCUUGCAAUUCCAUGUACUGUAUUGGUAUAUUAAGAACUUUAUGUACCAAUUAAAACUAAAGUUAUAAAGUUGACAUAAGUUUGGAGCGCUUCCCAUUUAAUACAGAGGCUUCAGUUCUAUAAUUAAUCCUCCUCCAAGAGUUUCUUUAAUAGAAGAAAACUUGGUUAUAGCUGAGAUGUUCAUCUGCUGCCCUGCAGAUGAACAUCUCAUGUGUGACAUGAAUCACACAAACCCCAGAAUGGUACCUGUACCAACACAGAUCAGGCAUAACUUUAUGAUCACCCGUCUAAUAUUGAAAUAUCUGACUAAAACUCCCAUCAGAGCUGAUUUUUAUGCUAUUAUUACAUUAGUAUAUUAUAUAAUGAUGUUUGAAACAUAAUUAGAAUAUUUAUAGUCAAGUCUUGUAAGUUUCCUCUACAAUAAACAAGAGUUCUAUCUCUUUCCUUCUAUUAAAGUAAAAUCUGCUCUGUUUAGACUUUGUUCAGGUCUUAGUAAUAUGAAUGUUGUGAUCUUCCAGAAAGUCUUUACCUAAUGAAUCAUUACACAUUCUCUUGAACUUAUCUGCUGUGGUCCCCAGAAGUCUAAAAAGUUUGAUUUUUAUGCAGGAAUGAAGGGAUAGGUUCCAACUGCUGACGAGGCAUGUGGACAGACGUAACAUGUCAAAGCACCACCACAGGUCCAAGAUGAGCCUUUCAGAACCAGUCCUAGUUCCAAUCCUUACAUUUCUUGAAGUGGAACUAAUAAUUGCCUUGCAUUCAAAUUUAUCAUGCCAAAACUGCCAAUGUCACAGAUUAGGGAGUAGAAAAUACCACAUGUUCUUUACCCAGGCAGCAGUUAGAUUUUUUUUGGACCCAUGGAGUGACUGUGGAUCAAUCAGGAGAGUAUGUGUCUUUUAUUUUGAAGGUUGAAAGUUACACUCCAACCUCUUCCAGUCUCAUGUUGAUGUAUCCUUGAGCUAGGCACUAAACCAAAAGUUCCCUACCAAUCUGUGUAUUGGUGUAUGAACGUCAGCGUUUGAGAGCAGUUAAUAUAAAAAAAUCAGUCCAUUUAAAGUUUCUCAUGGCAAAGAUCUGAUUUCUAAGGAUCCUGAUCUUGAUAACUGUUUCAUUUUCUGACGUUUUCUAUCUGUUCUGCUUUCCCAUAUUGUUUUGUCAUCAUGUGUUGUUGAUAUCCAUCAGCGUGUAGGUUGGUCACCAGGAGCUGCUGCUUUCACUGUCAGGUUACAAGUGAAGAACUCUCUCUUUUCCACUAGCUGUGGAAUCAUUUAAAAGUUUAAAAAAUAAGCAGACAUGAUUUGUGUGAGAGUGGUGAAAAAGGCAGUUGUUCUUGUAUUGAUGCAUGAAUGAUCUUUUCUGACAAAUAUCUGGGGUAGCUGAGAUUCUGUUGGAAAUAAAACCAUCUGAAAAGGGAAUGGAGAUCAGGGUUCAGAUGGAGAUCAGGGUUCAGAUCUCUAUCUGAACCCUGAUCAGAUGGAUCAGGGUUCCCUAAAUAAAUUGUUGUGUGGUUGAUCUAGAAAAACACCUGGUUUGGGUGACGUGUGAUUUCUGUUGAAAUGCACAGAACUGACAUUUCAUUAGUGUCCAUCAUGGUGUUCUUUACCUCACAGCUUCAGUAUUCAAAUCAUGAACUCCAGUUUCUGUUUAACAUUAAGUCCCCUUGUAUUCCUUCCUGAAUAAGGUUUUUGUAGAUCAUGUAAAAUAUAGAGUUGAAUGUUACUGUGUCAAAACAUUUAUCAGUGUGUGCUACCUGUAUUUUGUGAAAAUUUUAUGAAAAAUGUUUUUGAUUAUUGCAGCACUUUGUGUUCAUGAAAUGCCUUUAAUCUUCCAGUGCUUUUGGUUUAAAUGCUUAAUACAAAUGUAUAAAUGAUAUAUUUACCUUUCUUAGAGAACAGUAAAAUGUAAAUACAUUAUAAAUGUUUAUUUUUACAGUUUAACGUGUUGACAGUGUUUUUCCGAUAAAAGUGUACUUUUUGCUUUACUUGCACAGUCUGUAUGCAGUUUGAAACGCAUACAUUUUAGUUGAAGUUAACUAUCCAUACGCUCUUACAGGCGACGCCACGUCAAACAGGACUUAAUGAACAUUUUAACACCCAAAUAUAUCUUCCUCCAGCAUGUUUGAAUUCAAACUGAUGAUGCUUAAAAUAAGGUCUAUACAACCUGAGACAAACAAUACAUUCAAUUUUGCAUUGUCCUCAUUCAUCCAACAUUAAACUGAGCUACAAUGCAGAAGCAGAUUGUAGACAUUAAACCCAGUCUUUGAUUCAAUAACUACAAACAAUCAUCUCCUGUAUGAUCUUAUCAGAGUUCUGUGUUAUUAUUAGAGAAGUAUUUUCACAGAACUAUUUCAGUUGAAUUGUUGCUCAUAAGAGCUUUCAUCAGACUGGGUUCUGGACGGGAUUCGUUACUUUAAUUGCCUCAUUUGAUCCUUUUUCUGUUAUUCUGUUGUAGAUAUGAUUUGUCUUUUGGGAUGAGCUACUUGGGCCAAGUUUCAGCUGGAGGACAGAUGGCCUUAACUGUCUUGAGAACAUUGUGAAUGGCACAGAGCAGGGCUGCACGGUGGAGCAGCUGGUAGCAGCAAGAAGAUCCUGACUUUUCCCUUCCAUAGUUCAAAAACAUGACUGCAUUGUUAGUCUCUGUAAAAUUGCCCUUAGAGGUGAGUGUGUGUGCAUGGUUGUUUGCCCUGUGACGGCCUACCUCCCCACAGUGUACUCUGCCUCCCACCCAGUACCUGAAGAUACGUAGAACAUCUGUUGGGAAUAGACGAUGGCUGGAUGGUGCCGAGCUGUUCAGGGUGAACUUAAAUGAGCUCAAUGUAAAAUCAGGAUAAACCAUCACUUCCAUGCUCAACAGUAUAUAUGAAGAGUUAAUGCAGAACAUUUUAGCCAAAUAACUGUAGUGGCAUCUAACAGAAAUUUCUCAAGCUGGUUUGUUUGGAAUCUAAAUUUAAAAAGGAUGUAACAUGUGAGAUGUAGCUGCUGAAUGUUGAGACCUCCAGGUAAAUUCUGAUCCAUGUUGCAUGUUAUUGCUGUUGUAUUGACACCAAUACAGAAUGUGUGCUACAGAGCAACUAACUGCCAACUGUUUUUCUGAUGUAAAUGAGGGUGAACUUAAUUUUUAACACUCGCCUUCUGCGUUUUGCUUUGGUUUUUGGUAAAUAAAUCAAUUGUGUCAGAUGAAUUUGUUAUUUGUCACUCGAGGUUGUAUUCGUUUUAAGACUUGGUUUGAACCAGAUGAUUUAGGUAUGGUCCAUCAGCAUCCUUUGAAUUAAGGAAGGGUGUACUUACUUUUUCUGACACAAUUUCUGAGAUUGUGACAACAGAUUUGUUUGGUUUUGUUUUAUAAAUAUGUUAAUUUUGUCUAAGACAUUUUAGAUGAACCCAAAUAUUUAACAGUAGAACUUGUAUGUUAUCUAGAAUCCAAGGACUUUAAAUGAGAUGGUUAAAGAAAACAUAAAAACAAACAAAAGACCUUCCUGAUUUUGUCAAACAGUUAAAACUCUCAAGCUAUGUUCAAUUUUCCUUCUGAAAAAAAAUCUUUCUCUGGUGUUGUGGAGACAAGGCCACCAGUAAAAGGCAGACUGUAGGUCAUUUGGUGUCAGACGAAGUUAUAAGCUCCAGCAUUACCAGUGAUCUAUAUUGAAUGUGUAUGUAAGAAACACUGCAAUACUGCAAAAUGUUAUGGUAUUGGAACAAGCUGCUAUGUCUAAAGCUCCUUAAGGUGCUACAGACCUCUUUCUCUUAAAUGUAUUGUUUGUACAUGUAUCCAGCUUAGCUGAAAAGCUGCCAUGUGUGCCUGCUUCUACCUUAUAUACAUAUUUUUGUUGUACUGUGAGUCUUUGUUCAUCCGUUCAGACAUGCUUGUAAUUACAUGGUCCCAGUGUACUGCUGCAUACACCACCACCAUAUGUAAAGACGUUGAAAGAAAGAGAAGAAAGAUGGGAAUAUGCAGAGUAUGUGCUGAUCCUCAAACGUUUUGCAUGUUGAGAGAUAAACUUCAUCAGACGUGUUGGGUUUGCUGCUUGUUCUGUUUCAGCAUUUUCACCCACAUUGUCAAUAGCAAAGUCAGAGUACAAUCUCUACAAGUUGAUAUACAUUUUCCAUUUUCCCAAACUACUGCCAUAUUUUAUACAUAUAGGCAAAAUAAAUCAUACAUAUAAGUACAAAUACAUAUGUGUUUAGAUGGUGAAAAAUCAAUGCUGCAGCUUUUAUCAACUGUUUUUUUCCUUCUUUAUCUUUUUAAACAUUGUCAUUAUCCAAAGAAAGUUUAUUUAUUGGUUGGCAAAAUAACCAGACUUCAUUCAAAUACAAUGCUGCUAUGAAAGAGGAGAGCUGCAUUUGUCAACUCUCAUGUUUUUACUCAGUGUAAUGAAAGUUCAAUAAAGUCAAGGAAAAUAAUCAA